AUGAAACCUAGACAGUUUUUCCUGUUUUUUUUUUUUCUUAUUCCUGAAGGUCUGGCUGGUGAGUACUUCGUGAAUUUCCUGGGUGGUGAUAAUAAAUGUGAAGGCCAAAUACAAUUGCUGUAUGAUGGGCAGUGGGGCCUUCUGUGUGGGGACAGCUUGGGCAUGCAGGAGGCCUCAGUGAUCUGCAGACAGCUUGGCUGUGGCUCUGUGCAUUCUAUUUCCAAGUAUAUUUUGAUAUCUGAAGAGAUGAAACAACCUUGGCUGUCUAGUGUUCAAUGCCAUGGCGAGGAAGUCACCCUCUGGGAGUGCCUCUUGGGUUUCUGGGGGCCCCUCAGUGGCUGCAAAUGCCAGUGUGCGGCUGUGAUUAUCUGCUCAGGUGGUACCACACGACACAUCAGGCUGGCUGGUGGUAGCAGUCCUUGUGUUGGGAUUCCAGAGGCCACUGGCCUCUCUGGCCUUGCCCUGAGAUGUGACUUGCAAAAGGAGGAGGCUGGAGUUCUGUGCAGACAGCUGGAAUGUGGUACUGCUCUGCAGUGGUCCAGAGCCCAUCAUGGAGCAGAUAGGAAGCAGGAAGAGAAGUAUAUUACAUUCCAGGGAACCGAGCCUGACAUUUUACAUUGCCAGACCAAUGUGAACUUCCUAGAACAAUGUGACCUUCUGAGCUACACCCAGGUCAUUUGCACAGGACAUAUGGAGGUCUGGUUUGAGGGAGGAGCACACCUCUGUGAGGGUUCCCUGGAGGUUCUGUGAGGACUGAUGUGGGCACUCAUGUGUGGGGAUGAUGUGGGAAUGCCUAUGAGCCAUGUCCUAUGCAGAGACCUGCAUUGUGGCACUGCUGCAGUGGUCCAGAGCUCACAUGGAGCAGGGUCUGGAAAUCAAGAAGAGAAAUGUGUGUCUUGCCAAGGGACAGAAGCUAACAUUUUCCACUGCAAGGUCAAUGUGAACUUUGCAGAGCAGUGUGAUGUUCAAUCCUACACCCAGGUGGUAUGCACAGGUAGGGAUGCCCUGUGA
Molecule: messenger RNA, 1011 nt
Organism: Phodopus roborovskii (desert hamster)
Lineage: Eukaryota; Metazoa; Chordata; Mammalia; Rodentia; Cricetidae
Product: scavenger receptor cysteine-rich domain-containing protein SCART1-like
Cellular component (GO): membrane
Source: RefSeq, a predicted model, not a curated record